GAGGCUGCUGGCAAAGCAGCAGCAGCAGCAGCAGCAGCAGCAAGAGCCAGGCUAGGCAGCGUGGCUGGGGCUGUGUCUGGGCCCCCUCCCCUCCCUCCUCCUCCUCCUCUUUCUCUUUCCUGCUCCCAGCCCAGGAUAAAAGCGCCUGCUCCUGCCCUCCCUGCCUCACUCCUUGCCUGGACCGCCUGCCUGGAGCCCUUCCCUUGGGCCUUUCCUCCUUCUCUGCUCGGUGGACCUAAGCCCCUCCAGCCCUAGCCUUGCCCAGAGGAGGAUGGCGGCGGUGGUGCUGGAGCCGGAGUCGGAGCCCUCCUGCAGCCUCCCGCCGGGCGCCGUGCCCCCUUCGCCCAGCCUCUCCCACCGCUUCCUGGACAGCAAGUUCUACCUCCUGGUGGUCAUCGGGGAGCUGGUCACCGAGGAGCACCUCCGCAGGGCCAUCGCCAGCAUCCAGACAGGAAUCCGAUCAUGGGACACAAACCUAGUAGAAUGCAACUUGGAUCAAGAACUUAAACUGUUCGUGUCUCGCCAUUCAGCUCGAUUUUCUCCUGAUGUGCGAGGUCAGAAAAUUCUUCACCACAGAAGUGAUGUCUUAGAAACUGUAGUCCUGAUUAACCCUUCAGAUGAAGCAGUCAGCACUGAGGUGCGUUUAAUGAUAACGGAUGCUGCAAGGCACAAACUUCUAGUACUAACUGGGCAAAGUUUUGAAAAUACAGGAGAGCUUAUUCUUCAGUCUGGAUCUUUCUCAUUUCAGAAUUUUAUUGAGAUCUUCACUGAUCAAGAGAUUGGAGAACUCUUGAGCACUACUCACCCUGCCAAUAAAGCCAGCUUAACUCUUUUCUGUCCUGAGGAAGGGGACUGGAAGAAUUCAAAUCUUGACAGGCAUAACCUUCAAGAUUUCAUCAAUAUCAAACUCAACUCUUCCUCUAUCUUGCCUGAAAUGGAAGGACUUUCAGAAUUCACAGAAUACCUGUCAGAAUCAGUGGAAGUGCCAUCGCCUUUUGAUAUCUUGGAGCCACCAACGUCAGGAGGUUUUCUGAAGCUUUCUAAGCCUUGCUGUUACAUUUUCCCAGGUGGAAGAGGAGAUUCUGCAUUGUUUGCAGUUAAUGGGUUCAACAUGCUCAUCAAUGGGGGCUCAGAGAGAAAAUCUUGCUUCUGGAAACUCAUCCGACAUUUGGACAGAGUGGAUUCAAUUCUGCUCACCCACAUUGGAGAUGACAACCUGCCAGGAAUUAACAGUAUGCUACAACGAAAAAUAGCUGAAUUAGAAGAGGAGCAGUCUCAAGGCUCUACUACUAACAGUGACUGGAUGAAAAAUCUAAUUUCACCUGAUUUAGGAGUUGUAUUUCUUAAUGUCCCUGAAAGCCUAGGAAACCCCGAUCCUAAUUUCCAGUUAAAAAGAAGCGUAGAGGAGGCCUGUUUUACACUUCACUACUUAAGCAAACUGUCUAUGAAACCAGAACCUCUCUUUAGAAAUGCUGGAAACAGCACUGAGCCCAUUAUCCUUUUUCAAAAAAUGGGAGUAGGAAAGCUUGAAAUGUAUGUGCUUAACCCAGUCAAAAACAGCAAAGAGAUGCAAUAUUUCAUGCAUCAGUGGACAGGUACAAACAAAGAUAAAGCUGAACUGGUGCUACCAAAUGGUCAAGAGAUAGACAUCCCAGUUUCCUAUUUAACAUCAAUAUCCUCUUUGAUUGUAUGGCACCCAGCAAACCCCACUGAAAAAAUCAUCAGAGUGCUCUUUCCAGGGAAUAGUACUCAAUAUAGCAUACUAGAUGGACUAGAAAAACUCAGACAUUUAGACUUUCUUAAGCAGCCAACUGUUACACAGAAGGACCUCACUGGUAAUGUGGCAAGUCCAGCAGUAAAGCAAACAAAACUUAAACAGCGAACAGAGAGUAAGGAAAGUCUCAAGCCUGUCACAAAACCACUAUCUAGCAAAACAGUCAGAAAGGAAUCAAGAGAGGAGGCACCAGACACAGGAAAGUUCAGUCCACCUGAAAAGACUCCAAAAGUAGAAAGUAAAGAGAAAUCCACAGCAAAAAAGGAUAAAACAACAAAAGCUGAAACUAGGCUGUCUGUGACAGAAAAGGAUUUGACGGCUAAGGAACAACAGCUUGUAAAAUCUGAACCAGCCGAAAAACAAGCAGCAGAUGUCAAACCAAAAGUAAUAAAGGAGAAGCAUGUGAGAAAGGAUGUGAAAGUAAAAUCUGAGCAAGAGGAGAAAGAAAAACCAAAGAAAGAGGUAUCUAAGAGAGAGGAAAAAACCCUGUCUAAGAAAGAAGAAAAGCCUAAAAAGGAAGAUACCAAGAAAGAUGUGAAAAAAGAAACUAAAAAAGAAUCAAAGAAAGAAACUCUCCCAAAAGAAUCUAAGAAAGAAGAGAAAAAGGAAAUUAAAAAAGAAGAAAAGAAAGAGCCCAAGAAGCUUCUUAAAGAAACAAAGAAAACAUCUGCCUCUUUGCCCGAGUCAAAAAAGACUGCCACAAAGCCUAAGCCACAAAAGAGGGAAGAAUCUGUCAAAAAAGAAAGUGGGCUUCUUGGGAAACCAAAGGACAAAGUUAAAAGCAAGACACUCAAGAAAGAGAUUAAAGUUUCCGAAACACCAGCUGCAGUGACGGCUUUGGGGGCUGUUGCUGCAACAGUAGCAGCUGCAGGUGUAGCAGCAAGUGGGAAAGAACUUGAAGUUGAGAGAUCACUCAUGUCUUCCCCAGAGGAUUUAACAAAAGACUUUGAAGAAUUAAAAGCUGAAGAAGUUGAAGUGGUGAAUGAGACAAAACCUCAGGGAGACAUAAUAGAAAAUGAAGACAAGAUAACCGAUAUAGAACGAAAGGAAGAUUAUGAAGUUGAGAAAGAAAAAACAGGUGGGUCCGCUGAUUCUCCUGACGAAGGCAUAACAACCACUGAACCUGAAGGAGAAUGUGAGCAAACUCCUGAAGAGCUGGAGUCUGUAGGAAAGGAGAGGGUUGACGACAAUGAAAAAUUUGAAGAUGAAGGAACUGGUUUGGAAGAAUCUUCUGAGGCAGGUGACUAUGAAGAAAAGGCUGAGACAGAGGAGGCUGAAGAACAAGGUGACAAUGAGGAAGAAGGGGAACCUCUAGGCAUCAGACAACAAGAUAUGAAGGAUACAAUAGAAACUGAGGAGAUUGAAAAAGAAAUGGCUAGAACACAUGUGUACGAAAAAAUGAAAGAUUUUCAGUAUGAUGAAAAAGCAGAGUUGAGAGCCAAGGGUGAAGAGCAAGAUGAAGAAAAUGUAGAUGAAACAGUUGAAAAGGCAGAAACAGAAGAGACUGAAGAAGACGCUGAGGAGGAAGACAAAACUGAGGAUGUCAGAGAUGAAGAAGAAACUGAGAAAAUAGAAACUGAAGAGGACUAUGUUAUGGCUGUGGUGGAUAAAGCAGCAGAGGCUGGUGAGAUUGAUGCCAAAUAUGGCUUGCAUAUAAUCACUCCAAUGAAGCACUUAGAAUCUCAGUCUCCUGCUAAGGAACCAGCAUCUUCAAUCCAGGAUGAAACUUUACCUGGUGGUUCAGAAAGUGAAGCAACUGUUUCAGAUGAGGAAAACAGAGAAGACCAGCCUGAGGAAUUUACUGCUACUUCGGGUUAUACCCAAUCCACUAUUGAAAUAUCCAGUGAACCAACUCCAAUGGAUGAAAUGUCAACUCCAAGAGAUGUGAUGAGUGAUGAAACUAAUAAUGAAGAAAGUGAAUCCCCUUCCCAAGAAUAUGUUAACAUUACUAAGUAUGAGUCAGCUCUAUACACUCAAGAUUUUACUAGGCCUAAACCUCCUGAACUUCCUGAUGCUUUCAAUGGGUUAUCUGAAGGAUCUAAAACAGAUGCCACUGAAGGUAAAGAUUACAAUGUUUCAGCUUCUACUAUUUCACCACCUUCUUCUUUAGAGGAAGACAAAUUCAGCAAAUCCUCCUUCCAAGAUCUGUACCGCCAACAAGAACAUGACAUCAAAAGUACUGGAAAAUUAGAAAUUUCAGAAGCUUUAGAUGAGAAGCAUAGCCCAAUAGAUGAAAGUCCAAUCCCUCUGUCACCGGUUGCUAGAACACCUCUUAGUGAACGUAGUGUGAACUUCUCCCUGACUCCCAAUGAGAUUAAAGUGUCAUCUGAACCUACAGCUCUCACAGCAGUGUCUGAAAAACAACAUGAAAGCCAGGAAGAGCACUGCACCAGUCCUGAUGAUAAAACAUUGGAAGUGGUGUCCCCUUCACAAUCGGCUGCUGGUAGUGCAGGACACACCCCUUAUUAUCAGUCUCCCACAGAUGAAAAGUCAAACCAACUUCCAUCUGACAUUGCUGGAAAAGCAACAGAAGCUCCAAUCAGCUUUGAAAUUAGUGAUGCCAAAGACAAUAUUGAUAAAAACAGAAUAAGCCCAAUGGAUGAACCAGUGCCUGACUCUGAAUCGCCAUUUGAAAAAGUGCUCUCACCUUUACGAAGCCCACCACUUAUAGGUUCAGAGUCUUCCUAUGAUGCAUUUUUGAGUGCUGAUGUUAAAUCUCCCCCUAGAGAAGCAGAGAGCCUCUCUGAAAAGAGUGAAAAAGAUGGAUCUCCCUUGCAAAAGAGCCUAGUUUCUGAGAUUACUUCUACAACUGUUUUCCAAGAACAGCAAGGUAAAAAAGACAUGCAGCUUACACCACCAAAAUCAGACUUUGUCCUAGAAAAAAAAAAGGGUGACCUAGAAGCUUCUGAAACUCAGCCUGUAUCUGUUUUGGAUGAAAGGAAGUUAGGAGAGGUUUCUCCUACACAGGUAGAUAUUAGUCAUUUUGGUUGUUUCAAAGAAGACACCAAAAUGUCAAUUUCUGAAGGUACAGUCUCUGAUAAAUCAGCAACUCCUGUUGAUGAAGUUGUAGCAGAAGACACUUAUUCACAUAUUGAAGGGGUUGCCUCUGUUUCCACAGCAUCUGUUGCUACUAGUUCCUUCCCAGAACCUACCACCGAUGAUGUAUCUCCUUCACUACAUGCUGAGGUUGGAUCCCCUCACUCAACUGAAGUAGAUGAUUCUCUUUCUGUAUCUGUUGUACAAACACCAACAACAUUCCAGGAAACUGAAAUGUCUCCAUCUAAAGAAGAAUGCCCAAGACCUAUGUCAAUUUCUCCCCCAGAUUUUUCUCCUAAAACAGCAAAAUCAAGGACACCUGUUCAAGAUCAUAGGUCUCCUGAACAAUCAACAAUGUCUGUUGAAUUUGGACAAGAUUCACCAGAGCAGUCUUUGGCAAUGGACUUUAGCAGACAGUCCCCUGAACAUCCCAUAGUAGGUACUGCUAUGCACCAUAUAUCUGAAAAUGGUCCAACUGAAGUUGAUUACAGCCCUUCAGACAUGCAGGAGCACUCUUUCCCACAUAAAAUAUCACCAGUGGACCAAACAUGUUAUAGCCAUGAGAAGGAUCUUUCAGAGAUCAUUUCAGUUUCUCAGAUAGAGGCUUCACCCUCUUCCUCCUCAGCACAUACACCUUCACCAGCAAGUUCUCCACUGCAAGAGGAAACUAUAUCAGGUGUUACCCAGCCUCAUGAUAUGCCAUUACAUUCUGCAUUUUCAUCAGAAAAAAUGCAGAGCCUGGGAGAAAAACUUUCACCAAAGUCUGACUUGUCUCCAUUAACACCACGGGAAUCUUCUCCUUUAUACUCACCUGGUUUUUCAGAUUCACCUCCUGUGAUUAAAGAAACAACUCCCACUAGCCAGUCACCUCCAUUAUCAUUGCACAUGUCCCCAGACAAAUCAUUUGGUUAUCAUACCUCAGUAGUUCAAGAUACUCUAACAAAACAUAGUCAAGAGCUUCUAGGCUGUACAAAACAAGAAGAUGCUGGGGAAACUACAAGAUCACCUGAAGCUCUUAAUUACUCUUAUAAUGGGACUGGAAAAACCAUCAAGUCAUCAGAGGAUAUUGGUUAUUCCUAUGAAAAAAUAGAGAAAGUUACAGGAUCCCCUGAAGCUCUUGAUUAUUCCUAUGUUGCCACAGGGAAAACCACCAGAUCCCCUGAGAUUGAUAGUUAUUCCUAUGAAGCAGCAGGGAAAACCACUAAAUCACUAGAAGCCUUUGAUUAUUCCUGUGAAACCCCACCUAGAUUAUCUGAAUCUGUGAACUACUCUUAUGAAACCACUGGAAAAACAAGCAAAUCACCUGAAACAAUCAACUACUCUUAUGAGGAUAUUGGAAAAACUAGCAAAUCACCUGAGUCAGUCAGUUACUCUUAUGAAGUGAUUGGGAAAGCCACCAAGUCACCCGACACAGCUAGCUACCAUUAUGAAAUUGAUAAAUACUUUGUUUCAGAAAAAACAGAAACUCGUCAAGAUGUUGAUUUAUGCCUUGUUUCUUCUUGUGAAUAUAAACAUCCCAAAACAGAACUUUCACCUUCAUUUAUUAAUCCUAACCCUUUAGAAUGGUUUGCAAGUGAGGAACAGCCUCAAGAACAAGAGAAACCAUUGACUCAAUCUGGAGGAGGACAACCACCUUCAGGAGGAAAACAACAGGCACGCCUUUGUGGUGAAACUCCUCCAACCUCAGUAAGUGAAUCUGCUCCAUCACAGACUGACUCAGAUGUGCCGCCUGAGACAGAAGAGUGCCCUUCCAUUACGGCAGAUGCUAACAUUGAUUCUGAAGAUGAAUCUGAAACCAUUCCAACAGAUAAAACCAUCACAUACGAACACAUUGACCCUCCACCAGUCCCAAUGCAAGAUCGUAGCCCUUCACCUAGACACCCUGAUGUUUCAAUGGUAGAUCCAGAAACCUUGCCUAUUGAUCAGAACUUAGGCAAACCUUUGAGGAAGGAUCUGAAGGAAAAAACAAAAACGAAAAAACAGGGCACAAAGACCAAGUCUUCUUCUCCUGCCAAGAAGAGUGACAGUAAAUCAAAACAGGUGGCUUCACCCAAGCCUGCUGGUUUGAAGGAAUCAUUGGAUAAAGUUUCAAGAACAGCUUCUCCAAAGAAGAAGGAGUCAGUGGAGAAAGCUGCCAAAAAUAUCUCUACUCCUGAGAUAAAAUCUUCCCGCAAUGAGGAGAAAGAUAAGGAAACCAAAAAUGCAGCCAAUUCCACAACAUCAAAGUCAGCGAAGACUACAACUGCAGGACCUAUAAGUGGAAAACCAACAAAAUCUAUAGCUGUGCCCCCCGGACCACCAGUGUAUUUGGACCUGGUCUAUAUUCCCAACCACAGUAAUAGUAAGAAUGUUGAUGUUGAGUUUUUCAAGAGAGUGAGGUCCUCCUACUAUGUGGUGAGUGGGAAUGAUCCUGCUGCUGAAGAACCAAGCAGGGCAGUCCUGGACUCCCUGCUAGAAGGGAAAGCUCAAUGGGGAAGCAAUAUGCAGGUGACUUUAAUCCCCACCCACGAUUCAGAAGUGAUGAGGGAAUGGUAUCAAGAAACCCAUGAGAAACAACAGGAUCUUAACAUCAUGGUUUUGGCAAGCAGCAGCACUGUUGUCAUGCAAGAUGAAUCUUUCCCUGCAUGCAAGAUUGAACUUUAAAAAAAGCAAAAAGCAAUGCUUCGCAACAUUAAAC
Molecule: messenger RNA, 7487 nt
Organism: Sceloporus undulatus (fence lizard)
Lineage: Eukaryota; Metazoa; Chordata; Lepidosauria; Squamata; Phrynosomatidae
Gene: MAP1B
Product: microtubule associated protein 1B
Exons: 7
Coding region: 272-7453 (2393 amino acids)
Biological process (GO): microtubule cytoskeleton organization; axonogenesis; dendrite development
Cellular component (GO): microtubule; microtubule associated complex; neuronal cell body
Molecular function (GO): actin binding; microtubule binding
Source: RefSeq, a predicted model, not a curated record